UUUUUAAACGUAAAACAUCAAAAUGUCUGACGAAGAGGAAGAAAAACGAACGGAAAUGUACCUUCCGCAACAAAGUGUUCAUCUGAAUUUGUGCAUUUCGCAACGCGGAACGAAUCUUACGAUGGAUCACAUACUCAAUGGGUACGAUGCCCCAACCGAAAACCUACAAAAGAUCAUAUAUGGGAUUAUUUUACCAACGAUUUGCGCCUUGGGAAUUAUUGGAAAUGUACUUAAUUUGAUUGUGCUGACAAGGAGAAAUAUGAGAGGGACUGCCUAUAUUUACAUGAGAGGAUACUCAGCAGCUGCUUUGUUGGCAAUUAUUUUUGCAAUACCUUUUGCGAUUCGUGUGUUAAUUCACAAAGACACGGGACGAUGGCAGAGUUUUUCUCAAGCAUUUUAUUCAACGCAUCUCGAACUGUUUUUGGGAAAUGCUUGUUUGGGUGUUGGAGUUAUAAUGUUGCUCGUGCUAACUGUCGAACGAUAUGUUUCUGUCUGCCAUCCGAGCUACAUGAGACCUGUUAUGGGGCCUCCAAGGUUAACCGUCAUACUGAUACCAUUAGCAACAUUUAUUAUAUAUUUACCAAGUGUCUUUCGCAAUGAAUUGGUUACAUGUGUCUUACCGCCAGAUGGAUCAAUUAUUUAUCAAAAGCGUGAUAAUGUGGAAUUUUUACAGACAUUAUUUUAUUCGGUAUAUAAAGUAAUAUUGGAAAUAGUGUUUAAAUUGGCUCCAACCGUCCUAAUUGCGGGCCUUAAUUUGCGUAUAAUGAUCGUCUACCGAAAGACAUGUGAGAAACGACGACGAAUGACCUUGUGUCGCAUAACAACCAAUAACAAAGACGAUGAUCCCAGAAAAUUUGCUGAAGAACGUCGAUUAAUUCUUCUUUUAGGAAGCACUUCCUUACUUUUCUUGAUAUGUGUCUCUCCCAUGGCUAUUUUGCAUGUAACAUUGUCAGAAGAGAAUCUCUCCAAAUUUUCCUAUCAAGUUUUCAGAGCAAUGGUCAACUUACUCGAGUUGAUAAACUAUUCCAUCACAUUCUACAUUUACUGUUUGUUCAGCGAAGACUUUCGUAACACUUUACUCCGAACCCUACGAUGGCCAUGGAUCGAAACGAAACUUUGCAAAAGAAAGGAUGAAUUUCAACUAACAACAACGCAACCAAUUCUGUGUAACGGCUUAAACGGAAGCAACAUUUGCUGCAAGACUCCCCAACACAAUGGUCACAAUACCGCAAAAUACUUGAGCACGAAGAACAAUAACCAUCAUCAGCUCCAAAUCCAAACAACUACAUCGGGAUUUUGCACUGUCGCUCGUUCAAGCAGCAUUUGAUACGAAAUGGUUGGCGAUGGCGGAUGCACCGAAGGCGUCACAAGUAUUUUCAUUGAUCCAGGUCCCGAACAAACUGACGAAGUUUAAACUUUUUGACGAAAAUUAUGAUGAAAUGUACCUAAAAAAAAGAGAAAAAUAUGAAAACCUUGAAAAAAAUACCUUAAAAAAAAUA
Molecule: messenger RNA, 1499 nt
Organism: Culicoides brevitarsis
Lineage: Eukaryota; Metazoa; Arthropoda; Insecta; Diptera; Ceratopogonidae
Product: probable G-protein coupled receptor B0563.6
Exons: 8
Coding region: 23-1327 (434 amino acids)
Biological process (GO): G protein-coupled receptor signaling pathway
Cellular component (GO): membrane
Molecular function (GO): G protein-coupled receptor activity
Source: RefSeq, a predicted model, not a curated record